Trifolium pratense (red clover) is the source of this 2039-nucleotide messenger RNA. Its product is annotated as (-)-germacrene D synthase-like. The transcript has 7 exons. Gene Ontology annotation, molecular function: terpene synthase activity; magnesium ion binding. The record is from RefSeq and is a predicted model, not a curated record. NCBI's taxonomy places the organism in Eukaryota, Viridiplantae, Streptophyta, Magnoliopsida, Fabales, Fabaceae. Gene Ontology annotation, biological process: diterpenoid biosynthetic process. Bases 154 to 1830 code for a protein of 558 amino acids.
AUUGCUACCUACACCUCCAAAUACAACAACCUUAAAAUACUUCCCACGUGCCAUUACUACUCCACUCACAAUUUCAUCACCAGUCUUGGCACGUGCUAAACACCCUAUUUAUAUCUCAUCUCAACGAUAAGCCACCCAAAGGAAUAUCAAACCAUGACUCUUGCAGCUCCCAGUCCAACACAUGCUGAUAUUACACGACCUUGUGUGAAUUUUCCUCCUAGCAUUUGGGGGGAUGUUUUCCUUCAAUAUGAUUCAGAAUCACUGGAAAUCAAUAUGAAGAAACAGAUACAAAUUGAAAAAGAGGAAGUGAGGAAGAUUUUUCUAUCUUCCAAGAAUGACAUUGCACAAAAACUAAACUUCAUCGACUCAUUGCAACGUUUGGGAAUAUCGUAUCAUUUUGAACGUGAAAUGGAUGAAACAUUAGAACAAAUCCACAAUUCUUUCACAAACAAUAAGGAAAUAACUUCAACAGAAGGUGGCCUUCACUUUCUCGCCUUAGCAUUUCGUUUGCUUAGGCAAAAAGGACAUCACAUUUCAUCAGAUAUAUUUAAAAAGUUCAAGAACAAUAAAGGGAACUUCAAUGAAAAGGUUUCCAAAGAUGUUCAAGGAAUGUGGAGCUUGUAUGAAGCGACUCAUUUAAAGAUUCGCGGAGAAGAUAUAUUAGAUGAAGCAUUUGAUUUCGCACACGCUCAACUUAAUUCCAAAACUACUAAUCAAUUGAGUCCUUUUCUUUAUGCACAGAUAAGUCAAUGCUUAAGGACUCCUCUAUACAAGGGAGUUCCUAGGUUGGAGACAAGGUGUUACAUUUCUUCCUACGAAGAAGAUCCUUCCCAUAGUAAAGUUCUUCUAAACUUCGCAAAAUUAGAUUUCAAUAUUCUACAGAAAAUGCACCAAAAAGAACUUGCCGAUAUCACCAAGUGGUGGAAAAAAUCAGACUUUGCGACAAAGGUCCCUUACGCAAGGGAUAGAGUGGUCGAAGCUUACUUUUGGCCUUUAGCCAUGUCCUAUGAACCUAAAUAUAGCUUUUCAAGAAAGAUGGUGGGGAAAUUAGUAACAUGUAUUUCUCUUCUAGAUGAUACUUACGAUGCCUACGGCACAGUUGAAGAGCUCGAAAUCUUCACACAAGCAAUCGAAAGGUGGGAUUUUAGUCUCAUUCAAUCCCUUCCAGAAUGCAUGAAAGUGGUAUUUAAGACAGUUGUGGAACUGUGGGAUGAAAUUGAGAUGAUGUUAAUAGAGAAUGGAAAGUCAAAUUUGGUGCUGCAAUAUAUUAAACAAGCUUUUUAUAAAUUGGCAAGAUCUUACUUGGUUGAAACAAAAUGGUGCAAUGAAGGAUUUAUACCAACAUAUGAUGAAUACAAGGCUAAUGGACUUAUAUCUUCUACAAUCCCACUUUCAAUAAUAUCUUUUAAUGGACUUGGAGAAUUUUCAAACAAAGAGUUGCUUGAUUGGAUUUUCAGUGAUCCGACAAUUGUCAAUGCUGUAUCGGCUAUUGGCAGACUUGCGGAUGACGUAUCCUCACAUAAGUUUGAGCAGCAAAGAGUGCAUGUUGCUUCAGCAGUUGAAUGCUGCAUGAAGCAAUAUAACAUUUCACAAGAAGAGGCCUAUAAACUUAUUAACAAGGACAUUGAAGAUUAUUGGAUGGAUAUAAAUGAAGAGUGCCUCAAGUUAGACAGAAUCCCGAGGACCGUGCUUGAUUGUAUUCUUAACGUGGCACGAGUAACUGAGUUCACUUACGAAAACUACGAGGAUAAAUACACAAAUGCAGAACUGUUGAAAGAUUAUGUUGUUGCACUUCUCGUAGAUCCAAUAAGCAUCGAGCAACACGAGUAGGAGAAGGAAAAUAAAGCAAAAAUAUUAAUUAAGUAGGCGUAGCUAUUUUACAGAAUUAAUACAUCACUGUCUUAACUUAAAUGUUAUUCAUUACAUUAUAGCAUUUAUAACUUAUAAGAACUUCAUGUUACCAUAACUUGAAAUGUAAGUUACCUUCUCAGUUUGGACUAUAUGUCAAAAUAAAGAAUGAAGCUGGUUUGAUUUUCUUA